CUCACCACAAAAAAUUAAAAUUGAAAUGAAAAUAUUAAAAAAUUAAGAAAAACGCAUUAAACAGCAAUUUAUGAAGCAUUAAACUAACCGCAGACGAUAAAUAACAUCAUUUUUAAUUAUAAGCAUUAAAUCCAUUUGUGCUGCUUAAAAAUGAAUUUAAUUCAAUAUUUAUCGACUAUUGGACGAUUGUGGAAUAGCUAUGAUGGUUCCAGUAUAUCAAGAUUUAUUUCAUUAAGUGGAAGUCACAUUUCCAAUAGAAAUCUUCAUGUGGAAGAUGCUGAAAAUUUAGUAUCGCGAUAUGUAAAGUCGCCGCUGGAUGAUGUUAUUAAUGCUCACUUGAGAACUCUCUACUACAUGCAUGAAUCACCACCCAAUUUUAGCGAUGCAUAUAAAUGUCAAAUGGCUUGUGUGCAGGCAGUCGUAAAGCUACUACAAGAACUUAAAGAGGAGAAUUGGUGUUUACCUAUCAUGUAUGUAACAUGCAUGGAUCUCAGACUGUUAGCUUUAAAGUGUGAGACGCUGGAUCAAGGAGCCAAACGUGGUCAUUUAAUGGAGAAGGCAGCAGAAUGUCUUAUGUCAUGCUUUAGAAUUUGUGCUGGAGAUAGUCGAACAGAAGUGAAGGACACAAAACGUAUAGGAAUGCUUCAUCUCGUCAAUCAAAUGUUUAAAGUUUAUUUUCGGAUCAAUAAAUUGCAUCUUUGCAAGCCACUUAUACGAGCCAUUGACAGUCUGUCCUUUAAGGAUCAAUUUCCAAUCUCACAACAAAUUACUUACAAGUAUUUCGUAGGAAGAAAAGCGAUGUACGAUUCAGACUAUAAAACAUCCGAUGAAUAUCUCAGUUUUGCAUUUAAUCACUGUCCAACAAAGUACUGGAAAAAUAAACGUCUCAUACUCAUUUAUCUCGUGCCUGUUAAAAUGCUUCUAGGUCACAUGCCAUUAAAAGAGACAAUGGAGAAAUUCAAAGUACCACAAUUUUAUGAGCUUGCCACUGCCCUGAAGCAAGGCAAUGUAAGAAAUUUUGACGAAGUCAUGCAAAAGUAUGAAGCAUUUUUCAUCGAUACGGGAAUUUAUAUAAUUGUCGAGAAGCUCAAAAUUAUCGCAUAUAGAAAUUUAUUUAAGAAAGUAUAUCUCAUCCUGCAAACACAUCAAAUUGAUUUACAGAAUUUCCUCAAUGCUCUCCAAUUUGUUGGUGAAGAAGACAUAACGAUGGACGAAACUCACUGUAUUGUUGCGAAUUUAAUUGCAGAAGGAAAGUUAAAAGGAUAUAUAUCUUAUCAGCAUAAUAAGCUUGUGGUGUCUAAACAGACAAGUCCAUUUCCUAAUUUAAGUGCUAUCGCUGGUAAUUAAAUGCUCUUUUGUUAUACCAAAAAUUAUAUCCAACAUGUGGAAAUAAAUGAAAAUAAAUAACAAAUUAAUUUGCU
Chironomus riparius is the source of this 1421-nucleotide messenger RNA. The record is from the annotation of a GenBank genome assembly. NCBI's taxonomy places the organism in Eukaryota, Metazoa, Arthropoda, Insecta, Diptera, Chironomidae.